Molecule: messenger RNA, 2891 nt
Organism: Lampris incognitus (smalleye Pacific opah)
Lineage: Eukaryota; Metazoa; Chordata; Actinopteri; Lampriformes; Lampridae
Gene: gtf2h1
Product: general transcription factor IIH, polypeptide 1
Exons: 15
Coding region: 138-1784 (548 amino acids)
Biological process (GO): transcription by RNA polymerase II; transcription by RNA polymerase I; nucleotide-excision repair
Cellular component (GO): transcription factor TFIIH core complex; transcription factor TFIIH holo complex
Source: RefSeq, a predicted model, not a curated record
GAAGAAGGUGCGCACCGUUCAACUUGGGAUGAUUUUGUUUUAAAUAAUUUGUGUGUCAUAUUCAAAUUCAGAGUAGCUGGAUCUUGUUUGAUUAGAGAGUCGGACUUAUGUGUUGAAAAACUGACCUCAGAAAAGCCAUGGCAUCGCUGUCAGAAGAGGUGCUCUUGGUGGUUAAAAAGGUUCGCCAGAGGAAACAAGACGGGACCCUGUACCUAAUGGCUGAACGUAUAGCCUGGGGCCCAGAAGGCAAAGACCGCUUCACCGUCAGCCAUUUAUAUGCAGAUAUUCGUUGUCAGAAGAUUAGUCCAGAUGGUAAAGCCAAGAUUCAGCUUCAGUUGGUCCUCCACACUGGUGAGAGUACCACAUUCCAUUUUUCCAAUGAAAGCAGUGCCCUGAAAGAUCGUGAUACCACCAAGGAGCUCUUGCAGCAACUACUGCCUAAAUUCAAGAAGAAGGCUAACAAGGAGUUGGAGGAAAAAAAUAGAAUGUUGCAAGAAGAUCCAGUGCUUUUCCAAUUAUAUAAAGAUCUGGUGGUAAGUCAGGUGAUUAGUGCAGAGGAAUUCUGGGCCAACCGACUGAGUGUAAACAACGCAGAGCCAUCAUUAUCCAAUAACAAACAGGAAGUCGGUAUAUCUGCAGCUUUUCUGGCAGACAUUCGGCCUCAGACUGAUGGCUGCAAUGGCUUGAGGUACAAUCUGACAGCUGACAUCAUUGAGUCUAUCUUCAGAACAUACCCUACAGUGAAACAGAAGUAUGGCGAAAAUGUACCUCAUAACCUGACUGAGAAGGAGUUCUGGACCCGCUUUUUCCAAUCCCACUAUUUUCACAGAGACCGGAUCAACACAGGGGUACAGGAUAUAUUCUCUGAGUGUGCCAAGCAGGAUGAAAAGGGUUUAAAAUCUAUGGUGUUUCAAGGCGUAAAGAAUCCUUUGGUUGAUCUACUUUCAUUGGAGGAUAAAACCUUAUAUGAGGGUUAUGGAGUUUCCACAGCACCAUCUACUUCCAGUUCUAACAAAACGGUCAAAGAGAAUAGCAACUCAGCCAUUAUCAAGCGUUUCAACCAUCACAGUGCCAUGGUUCUGGCUGCAGGCUCACGGAAGGGGGAUAUGCCAUAUGAUGGCGCUAGUGAGACAAGCAGUACAGAUGGAAACUCGAGGGAUUCUGACUUCUUCCAGCCUCCUGUUAAGAAGGUAAAAUUGCAAGAGGCCAUAGAAUAUGAAGAUCUGCAAAGGGAAAAUGGAACCAAAACGGUUCCUUUAAACCUCAAAAAAUCUGACAGGUAUGCCCAUGGUCCUGUGCCAGUUCAGUCUCAACAGUACACUACAAGUCAGGAUAUCAUCAAUUCUGUCAACUAUAUCCAGCAUGAAAUGGCCAACUACAGACCCAACCUCACUCAGGCAUUAUCAAGCAGCACAGCUAGUUCUGCCAUCGCAGCACUCUCUCCAGGGGGCAUCCUAAUGCUGACAGGAGCACAGCAAGCCAUAAACCAAAUGGUACCCAGUGAGGUUCAAGGGGAGUUGAAACAUCUUUAUACAGCUGCUGGAGAGUUGCUGAGGCACUUCUGGUCAUGCUUUCCUGUAAACACACCGUUCCUGGAGGAGAAGGUGGUGAAAAUGAGAUCAAAUCUAGAGAGAUUCCAGAUGACAAAGCUUCGUCCAUUUCAAGAAAAGAUUCAGCGCCAGUAUUUAAGUACCAAUAUUACGGGCCACUUGGAGGAGAUGUUGCAGAUGGCUUAUAACAAGUUCCAUGCUUGGCAAACCCGCCGAGUGAUGAGGAAAUCCUGAGGUCUGAUGAUUUACCAGAAAACACCAGAGGAGCUAAAAAAUGGACAGAUGUCCAGCGUAGGCCCUCCGGACUGCUGUAACAGAAGAAACAGCCUGACAGGACAUAGUUCACGUGGGCUUAUGAUGAGGAUAUAUAUAUAUAUAUAUAUGGGUGCUGCCCAAAUGUUCAACAGAGACUUACUGCAUUUUAGUCACAUUGAACUGUAAUUAGUGGCUUUCCCUAUUGUUUGCAUUUUCUCGGCGGAUGAGAGAAAUGCUGUGGUUCCUACAACGGUUGAAUGGGACUCUUACAAUGGUGUUGUAUGACCAAACUUAAGAUGGAAACGAGAGGGGCACCCUCCAGAACACAGACUGAGAUAGGAGGUGGAAAGUGAGGACUUCCAGUAGGCCUAUGUGAGAUGCUUUUUUCCAGUGCACGGAGCAAGAGACGUGGAAGAGAAACCCUGUAGAUGCAAUGGGCCUUUGAACACCAAGUCUUUUCAGGGAGUGUAAUUCCAGUAAACCUCGGCAACAAAGUGGAUUGAAUAUAGCAAUACUGUACAGACGUGUUACACUCAGCGCUUUAGUGGUGUGCUGGCCCAUCACAUUUAAACCGUGCUGGUGUGUAAUGUCUGAAUCUUCUAUCUGCACUGAAGACAAAGAUGUUACGUGGAAUUAAACUGAAGCAAAAGUACUUUUAAUACCAUUGUCUUAAAACAUUUUAUACGGCGCAUGUUUUUCACGAGCUGGUGAUUUAUCUUGCAUCAUCCAUAUUGUCCCAAUUUCUAGAGCAGUGUUUCUCAACCCAGUCCUCAAGGAACCCCUAUCCUGCAGAUUUUCUUUGCAACCCUGAAUAGGUACCUGUUUGUAGUAAUUCAGCAGUGAAUGUCAGAGUUUGCACACCUUGCAUAAUUAAGUGCUGUGAGAUGAUUGGUUGAGUAAGUACAAGCAGAGCUACCUAUGCAGGGUUACAAUGAAAAUCUGCAGGAUAGGGGGUCCUUGAGGACUGGGUUGAGAAACGCUGUUCCAGAGGCUUGCCCAGCUUAAACUGUCUUUUUUUGGGGGGGGGUUAUAAUGGGUAACGUCAUGUACCGCAUCUUAUUUAAAUCAAUAAAGAGCUUAACGGAU